UUGUAACAACACAAAUGGAAGCUACAAAUGUUCUUGUUAUCCUGGAUUUAAACUUCUUGACAACAAGCAAUGCAUAGAUAUUGAUGAAUGUUUAACUGAAAACGGUGACUGUCAACAUCUAUGUGAGAAUUUUAUUGGAAGUUAUCAAUGUCGAUGUAGAACAGGCUACAGACUGGUGGAGAAUGGGAAGCAGUGUGUUGACAUUGAUGAAUGUUCAAUCGAAAAUAGUGGCUGUCAACAAAUUUGCGAGAACUCUAUUGGGAGUUAUCAAUGUCAAUGUAGGACAGGCUACAGACUGAUGGAGAAUGGGAAACAGUGUGUUGAUACUGAUGAAUGCUCAGUAAGAAAUGGUGGAUGCCAACAGAACUGUAUUAAUUCUGAUGGAAGCUACAAGUGUUCGUGUAACUCUGGAUAUACACUAGUUAACACUACAAACUGUUUAGAUAUUGAUGAAUGUCAGAACAACCACAGUUUAUGCCAUCAAAUAUGUAACAAUAUAGAUGGAAGUUACAAAUGUUCUUGCUUCAAAGGAUUUCAGCUCAUUGACAACCAUUUUUGUCUUGGAAACAAUACUUUGACAAUUCUUGUAAUUGAAUCACCAAACAUGCUAAAGGUGGAAGCAAUAAAGAAACGGUUAACAAAUAUGCUAGCAAUACGCCUGAAUAUAAAGAAAGAAGAUUUACUAAUUGAUGUUGAACUAAAGAGUAUAACAAACAUAAACAUGAAAGAAGUAAAGGCCACUGUAACAACCAGAUAUCCAGAGGAAAUUAAAAAACUUGAAAAGCUACAGAAGAUAUGGUCUUCUAUUCCAUUUUGGAGAAAAGAGCGGAUUGUUAACCCUUCAAAAGUCUGACAGGAAUUUUUACUUAAACCACCCAGACAUUCAGGAUAACUUACUACCCCAGAAAAUACAGUGGAAGUAAGAAUGAUAUUGAAAUCUUAUAAUGAAAUUCUAAAACAUAACAACGAACCAUUUUAAAAAAUUUUCUCCCAAUAAAGAUUACUUCACUGCAUGCAUGCCUUUGUACCUAAA
Molecule: messenger RNA, 1033 nt
Organism: Octopus bimaculoides (California two-spot octopus)
Lineage: Eukaryota; Metazoa; Mollusca; Cephalopoda; Octopoda; Octopodidae
Molecular function (GO): calcium ion binding
Source: RefSeq, a predicted model, not a curated record